Bemisia tabaci is the source of this 916-nucleotide messenger RNA. RefSeq lists its product as uncharacterized. The record is from RefSeq and is a predicted model, not a curated record. NCBI's taxonomy places the organism in Eukaryota, Metazoa, Arthropoda, Insecta, Hemiptera, Aleyrodidae.
UUUCACGAAUUCCACGCAAAAAUUCGAUUUUUCAGGCCCCGUCUGACUUCUGAACGGCAGGUUUUUUCCACUGAAUGCGUCCCCGCGUUUUAUUUUUAAAAAAAACUGAGUCACUCGUAGUUCGACUUUGAACUUGAACGCACAGAAAGUUCGAAAGACGCGCAUUAAAUGCAUCAAGUGAAAAGCUGUCUCAAUUUGUGGCGCAAAAAUCACUAUGGAAAUCUUCUUCACGGUAAUCACCAUUUCCUCGCUGUCGAUACUCACCUGCUUCGCCUCCGACACCUCGAACGACGCGAUCCCGUCUGACAUCAUCGAGGAUCCGGCGGAAAACUCCGGCGAGGAAAUCAUGAAAACGGCCGAAAACGUCAUUUUCCGACCGUACUUCCAACAUCCCAUCCACCACCACCACCACGGUGCACAUCACCACAGCCACCACGGGAACCCGCACACCAACUCCCAGCCAGCCGUGGUCUCGCUAGAAAACGUGAAUCCAGGUAAAGACUCCACCCCGGAGAGCAACCUCGUGCGGAGAAGCUACGCUGUUGUCUAUCCCAACCCACGCCCGACAUGGUAUGCAACCGGCAGCCCACCGAACAGCAUUUACUACGGCCCGUAUCCCUCGCCCAGCUCGGCUCCAAACUAUCCGGCACAACCUCGCAACUGUUACUGCUAUCCACAAACGUCCUACCAGAAGUCGGAGGAUCGUUACAAUCCGGAUUAUUAUAAUAGACUGGCCAAUUAUUACAAUAAUUAUUACAAACAGUAUUCGCAGAGCUAGCGUUAAAGAUUGACGGCUAUGUAUUGCUGCCCUGUAGGCUGAUUGUUGAGAUUGAUAGACAUCGCGAUAGACAAAGAAGACUUAAGGAAUAUGGAGCGACCCAAUGGGCCACUAGACAAGGUGCGAAUUUAAGCGUUC